AGAAGUAUUGUAGGCCUAUAAAUAUAUAAUAUGGACCAAGUGGCAGCAGGAAUAUUGCUGAUUAAUUUGCAACAUGAAGGCGUCUCACGUUGUUCUCGUCUUGGCCGUCUGUCUUCCAGUCUUGCUAGCCUCACGCAGCAAGAGAUCCCUAUGGGGGCUCAGGUCCCAGAUUCUCUGCACCAUUCCUGGCAGUUGGCCACUCGUCAGCUAUGCUGACUAUGGAUGCUACUGUGGCAAGGGAGGCUCUGGAAUACCUGUUGAUGCCCUCGACACAUGCUGCCAAACUCAUGACCAUUGCUACCACGCUGCAAAGGCAGAUAAAGCGUGCAUACCCUACCUGGAUAACCCGUACACCCACGGCUACCACCAAACAUGUGACAAGAGCACCAAGACCGUGACCUGUCUCAGUUCCAAUGAUGCCUGUCAGAUGUUUAUCUGCGAGUGUGACAAGAAGGCAGCCAUGUGUUUCUCCCAGGCAAAAUACAUCCCAGCUCACGACCACUAUAACCAGGAUCUCUGUAGUAAAUAAAAUGAAUACGACCAUGAGCUCUGUAGUAAAUAAGAUGAUCAGGACCAAGAGCUCUGUUGUAAAUAAGAUGACUAGGACCAGGAGCUCUGUAGUAAAUAAUGUGAUUAAGACCAGAAGCUCUGCAGGAAACAACCACACCCUCUGAUCACCCUCUAUGGGCAUACCUAAUACAUUCAUUGGACACACACACAGUGGGUUGUUUAGGUAUUCAUUUAUCAAACUAUUUGUCAAUAAAAUAAUCAAACAGAACUGUCUGUUCUAUUAUAAUUGUUCCUCAUGAAGACACCUUGUUAUUGUUGUUGUAGGUUUUGGAUAAAUAAGGAGAUGGUGUUUGUUGUUGCACUUUGCCUUGCGGGGUUAGUGUGCACGGGGGAAGCUCAGAACUGUGAUUCUUGGCUAAAUGACAGCUGGCCUGUGCAGGACUGCAGCGACUAUGGUUGCUCCUGUGGGAAGGCGGGGCUCUGGCUCAGCUUUUGACAAGCAGGUGUGUAAGCGAACCACAGCUGGGGGUUGGGGUUGGAGACAACUUGAACGUAAAAUUAGUUGUCUCCAACCCCAUUAGCCAGGUAAUAUGUCACAAUGCAUUUUUUGAAAGGAUGUUAAAAAACAAAUGCAAAGUAGUAUUGUUGUUUCUAUUGCUUUUCUUGAUUUGUUAAGAAAAUUUUCAAAUAUACUUUGUUGGGCAAUGAUUAAAAGAGAACUUCAUAAUUACCUUAAAUUGUAGAAUUGUAUUUGAUCUAAAAGAUUGUGACUCAGAUGCAUGGACAUAUUAUAGAAUGGACAACGGAUUCCAAAAUGGCGGCCAUUCAUCUGAGUCACAACGGCUGUUUCCCAAUGUCAAGGAAGCAUGCUCAACGGCCGCCCUUUUGAGGACGCUACGUCAUAGAACGCCGACAAGCACUGUUCCAAUGUUGAGGACACUCGAAAGCCGCCAUUUGCGAGCCAAAACUACCCACAAUCCACUGCGUUCACACGCUGCACGGGAUAUAAAAAAUGGCAGAGGGAAAGCAGCACACGUUCAAAUGUAAGUGAAGUUAUAUUAAAGUUUUCAGAAAUAUUUUGUGCCGUAUUGGUUUUUAUAGAUUCAUCAUGUUAAUGCAAAUAUUCAAGCUUAAAGACCUGUGCCACUUUUCAAACGUUUUUGCAACUUAAUGAUACGUUGCUAUAUUUUGCAUGGACGUAGCUGGUGUUAAACACCACUGUCAACAAUGUAAAUUUACUCGCUCACAAGAUUACAUUAUUUAUGUAUACCUAUUUAUGUUUGUGUUUAAUCUUUUUUUUUAGGGUCAGCCCAGCAAACGGAGGCUUUUGUGCACCUAAGGAUGACCCACAAAAAUGUUGUCAAAUAAAUGCACAUUUGCAAUGUUUGUAAUUUGUAAUGAACGUAUAUAAUUGUAUUUUAUAUAAUAUACUUAUGUGUUCAAAGCACUGGUAGAUUGUAGGUAUAUAUGAAUGAAUCAGAUCAGUUAAAUAAUAUAUCCAAAUAAAUACAUGUUUAUCAUCA
Messenger RNA from Gadus macrocephalus (Pacific cod), 2033 nucleotides. RefSeq names its product phospholipase A2-like. The transcript has 4 exons. The record is from RefSeq and is a predicted model, not a curated record. Gene Ontology annotation, biological process: lipid catabolic process; phospholipid metabolic process; arachidonate secretion. NCBI's taxonomy places the organism in Eukaryota, Metazoa, Chordata, Actinopteri, Gadiformes, Gadidae. The coding region runs from base 74 to 529 and encodes 151 amino acids. Gene Ontology annotation, molecular function: calcium ion binding; phospholipid binding.